AUGUCUACGCGAAGAGCGAGAAUAAAAGCUGUUACCUCGUUGCCACCGAGGAGAAAAAAUACCGAGGCACCGGAUAAAAGGCAAGAAACAAUUUCAAAAGAAAGUUCUGAAAAAAUUACGAAAAGCCCUCGAACACCUGAAUCUCGCACCGUAGCAAACCAAGAAGAAAUUAAAUUACCACAUGUAAAAAAUUCUACCGAAUCUUUGAUAAAUAAAACGACACCGGUUAAAGGCGAUAAAAAGCAAAAUAUUUUAGAAAAGGCCCCAAUUCCAGCUGUGGAAAAUGAACAAAAAGAGAAUAACUCAAGAAUAACACAAGGAACUCCUUCGACGUUACAAAAUUCAUCUAAUGCUUUCGCAUCACCACUUCAUAAAGAUAGUCCUAGAAAAACAUUUGCCUCUCCAGCAAUACCAUCUCCUAAAGCUAACAAAAAUGUAGAUUUACAUAAAUCAACUGCUCAAAAGUGUACACUUACUCCUAUAGCCCAAAAAAUUAAUGAAAACAAUGAACUACAAAUUACAGAAAACAUUAUAAGUAAGAUUAGCCAUAAUAACAGUCUGCAAAAAUCUGAUGCAAUUAUUGUGAAUUCCCCAAUUGUGGAUAGUUCAAAUGAUGAAGCAAUGGAUGGUAUUGUUCCUUUACAGCCUGCUACUUUUCCCAAACCUAUUGAAAUAUUAAAGAGUGAAAUUAUAUCUGAAAAUGCUGUAGUGUUGUUUGACCCCAUUGUACCGCUGCCUUCCCCAAGCAAAAUUCGUCCUAAACUUAAACCAGCUCCUAGGUUAGGAAUAUAUAGAAGAAACAGUGUGCAGGGAAGUGCAAGUGAAUCAGAAGAUGAAAGUCGACGGAACCCCCAAUACUCAGUUCCAUCCAGGCAAAGGCACGAUUCACAAAACUCAAUAAGUACACAACAAUCAUUUAUUAACAGGGACAUUAAUCGUGUUAGAAAUGAUUCUGUUUGCUCAACUGUGAGCCAGUUCACUGCCACUGCAGCAAUGGGCUCGCCGGUUAAAGAGAAAAACCAUAAGACAAACCGUCGUCAAGAGUCUAGUCGUCGUAUGACAGCCAUGAGACGGAAGCGCGAGAACGUGAAGAGAGACGCUCUCACCAUGUACGACUUGAUAUUCUGCAAUCCUACUAGCAACCCUAUUGUGCCAGAUGAAGAAGAAAUAAACGUAAAGAAGGCAAAUGAAAAAGAAGCUCUAGAACAAAGAAUAAAAAAAGAGCGACCAUUAAAAUUAGAAACUCCAGUGGAAAAGGCAGCUCCUGUACCUCAAAUCAAAUUAGGACCAAAGGGGGAAAUUGUAAUUGAUGAAGAGAGUUUGGUGAUAAAACAAACGGACAGCAACCGCGCUGUGUCGUCGGUGGUGUACGAGGGCGGCUGGGGCGUGUCGGGCGCGGGCUUCAAGUACAAGCGCGGGCCGCGCACGGCCGACUGGAGCGCGCCCGAGACCGUGCGCUUCUACCGCGCGCUCGCCGCCAUCGGCACCGACUUCUCUCUGAUGGCGCCCCUGUUCCCGGACAGGACGAGGAGAGAGCUCAAGCUCAAGUUUAAAAAAGAAGAAAGAAUUAAUGGCGCCCAAGUGGAUAAGGCCCUCCGUGCGACCAUACAAUGGGAUGUGAUGCGUCUGAAAGAAGAAUUUAAAGAAGAACGUGCAGCCGCCGCGCAGAGAGCGGAGAGGGAGAAGGAGAGGUUGCAGGAGCAGAAAAAAGCCGAGAGGGAGCGGCUAAAGGCCACGAGAGAACAACGUGUACGGAGAAGUAGAGGAGGAAAGGCACUCGAAACCGCAAUAUUGCCAGGAGCAUCCAAUGAUACACAUCAAAUUGCUGUCACAGCUGAUGACAUACUUCAACGAGCAAAACAAUCCAAUCAAAGAAAACGAAAGCUCAAAUCGCCUGAAAUAGCAACACCAGUCACACCAAACCUGGCAUCACUGGCGCUUGUUAAUAAACAAAAAGAAGCAGAAAUAAUGUCUAAAAUGGUAACACCGAACUUCCACUUAAAAACACCGGAACCUGUAAAUGUUUCACAAAUAUCACAAAUACCGUCGAAUAUAGAAAAGGGAUCUUUAGUUGUUCUAACAGUGAACGAUCCAUCCUCGCCUGCUAAAAAGAUGCUUCAAACGUAUGUUGCUCAUGGUCCUGGGAAGUUAACUCCAGUGGCUUUGCCAGCGACAUUCCUGAACUCUGUCGUUGGUUAUAUGAAGAAAAACACACCUAAAGGUGCUUCCACACUGUCCCCGCAAAUAAUUUCGCCAAGUAGUGUAGCAAGUCAUGAUAGUAGAACUAGCAGUACUAGUGGUAUUUCAUUACUACAAAGCCCUGUGAAACGUCAGCGGCAUAGCUCUUAUACAAUUACUCAGCUU
Messenger RNA from Brenthis ino (lesser marbled fritillary), 2364 nucleotides. The record is from the annotation of a GenBank genome assembly. Lineage: Eukaryota; Metazoa; Arthropoda; Insecta; Lepidoptera; Nymphalidae.